AUGAACGGAGCAGUUAAGGCUGCAAAUAAGAAUAUUAAGAGAAUUUUGAGAAAGAUAUUGGACGGUAAUAGGGAAUGGCAUGAGAAGCUACCAUAUGCUUUACUCGGCUAUCACACCACGAUUAGAACAUCUACUGGGGCAGCUCCCUACAUGUUGGUUUACGGGUUGGAAGCAGUGAUACCUGUAGAGGUAGAGAUAUCAUCAUUAAGAGUUAUCCAGGAGGUUGGUCUAGAAGACGCUGAAUGGAUUCGUAGAAAGGUCGACCAAUUGAUGCUCAUUGAUGAAAAGAUAUUGGAUGCAGUCUUUCAUGGUCAACUUUAUCAAAAUAGAAUGAUCAAGGCGUUCAACAAAAAAGUCAAGCCUCAUCGAUUCGUACCAGGACAGUUGGUAUUGAAAAAGAUAUUCCCUCACCAAGCUGAAGCCAAAGGGAAAUUUUCACCAAAAUGGCAAGGUCCCUACAUAGUUCACUGA
Molecule: messenger RNA, 471 nt
Organism: Capsicum annuum
Lineage: Eukaryota; Viridiplantae; Streptophyta; Magnoliopsida; Solanales; Solanaceae
Exons: 1
Coding region: 1-471 (156 amino acids)
Molecular function (GO): nucleic acid binding
Source: RefSeq, a predicted model, not a curated record